GCCACGGGCGCCAGCGACGGGCUCGGCCGGCGCUCCUACGCACGCGCACUGCGCCCAGCAUGAGGGUGGCGGCUCUGAUCAGCGGCGGGAAGGACAGCUGUUAUAAUAUGAUGCAGUGCGUUGCCGCUGGGCACCAGAUUGUUGCUUUAGCAAAUUUAAGACCAGCUGAAAAUCAAGUUGGGACAGAUGAACUGGAUAGCUACAUGUACCAGACGGUGGGUCAUCAUGCCAUUGACUUGUAUGCUGAAGCCAUGGCUCUUCCUCUCUACCGCCGAACUAUAAGAGGAAAGAGUGUGGAUACUGGACGAGUGUACACCAAGUGUGAAGGGGAUGAAGUUGAGGACCUUUAUGAGCUUUUGAAACUUGUUAAGGAAAAAGAAGAAGUAGAGGGGAUAUCAGUAGGUGCUAUCCUUUCUGACUAUCAGCGUGUGCGAGUGGAAAAUGUGUGUAAAAGACUUAAUCUCCAGACUCUAGCCUACCUUUGGCAGAGAAACCAGAAAGAUUUGCUCCGAGAGAUGCUAGCAUCUGACAUUCAAGCGGUGAUCAUCAAAGUAGCAGCUCUGGGUUUAGAUCCAGAUAAGCAUCUUGGAAAAACCCUGCAUCAAAUGGAGCCUUAUCUUUUAGAGCUUUCUGAGAAGUAUGGGGUCCAUGUUUGUGGAGAAGGUGGAGAAUAUGAAACAUUCACUUUGGAUUGCCCUCUAUUUAAGAAGAAAAUAAUUGUGGAUUCGUCUGAAGUAGUCAUGCAUUCAGCUGAUGCCUUUGCACCUGUAGCAUAUCUGCGCUUUUUAGAAAUGCACUUGGAGGAUAAGGGGUUACCGGUGGCUGACAACAAUCGAACAUCUAAUUUGAUAUAUAAUUCUUGAAAAGCAUGUUGCACGUAGUUUAUUAAAUUAUAAUUCAUUAAGAUA
Molecule: messenger RNA, 908 nt
Organism: Echinops telfairi (small Madagascar hedgehog)
Lineage: Eukaryota; Metazoa; Chordata; Mammalia; Afrosoricida; Tenrecidae
Gene: DPH6
Product: diphthamine biosynthesis 6
Exons: 9
Coding region: 60-863 (267 amino acids)
Biological process (GO): protein histidyl modification to diphthamide
Molecular function (GO): diphthine-ammonia ligase activity
Source: RefSeq, a predicted model, not a curated record